AUGGCGGAAGAACAAGAGAGAAAGAAGAGGGUUGUGGUUGAAUCGCUGGUAUGGCUAACGGAAUCAUCAAUCAUGUCCAAGAAACAACGCUCAAUCGAAGGAGUGGAUCCAUCUUCUAUCUUGGAACUCAAAGCCCAGCUCUAUAAAUCCCAGGAAGAAUCCAAAAAGUCCAAAGAAUUGAACGGUCAUGAUGUUGAGGUCCACUGCGCCAAGAAGAAGAUUACCUCACGUGAUUCCUUCUCCUCCAAGAACUCCGGCGUCGAAGGCCGCCCUCUCAAAUACCUUCCUUUCCCUUUCUGGGUUUUCAUUGAAUUGCUUAGAUUAGCUCAGUUUCAGGCUUCAAAAAAUUACCACUUGGACAAGCUUGAGUUGAAAGCGGUGAAGGAUGGGUCGGCAGGCUAUGCGGAAACAGGGCAGCCUCCUCAAGCUGGUGAUGUUUCUGUCCCCUCAGCAGCACAAGACGAAGCAAGUGAGAAUGAUGCUCCUACCAUCCAAUUUUCUUCGACUUCUUUACAACUUCCAAGAGAAUAA
This is a messenger RNA of Mangifera indica (mango), 531 nucleotides long. RefSeq lists its product as uncharacterized. Gene Ontology annotation, cellular component: nucleus. The coding region runs from base 1 to 531 and encodes 176 amino acids. The transcript has 3 exons. The record is from RefSeq and is a predicted model, not a curated record. Lineage: Eukaryota; Viridiplantae; Streptophyta; Magnoliopsida; Sapindales; Anacardiaceae.